AUGUUAGUAAUCCGCAUAGGAUUACCUGUUUAUGGCCACAACGAUUUUAUUGCGGCCAUCGCGAAAGGACCCAACGGCCAAGAUACCAUCAGCCCCGAAGAAGAAGUACCAAAACCUUCUACUCUAAGUUCGGAGGUCUCUACCACCUCCUCGGCCAAACAAACGGACGGAGAAGAAAGUGAAUCGGGUAUUUCGCAAGUGGGGAAGCACACCACUGAUGUUUCGUCCCAGGCGGAAAAUCAACAGGAUUCGACUGUCUUCGCCAAGCCCUUGAAACCCUUGAGGAAAAAGAAAAUGUGCCGCAGCCUUAGCUGGCGUAAGGAUAGCUCUUUGGUGGAGACCAAUACCAUUAGUUCCACGGAUUCGGAAACGGAUAACCCAGCUAAGAAACCUCUCAACAAACUGGCGCCCAACAUGAAAAUUGGAAAUAAUGAAAAGGUCUCUCAAGAAAAGCCUUUGGAUAUGGCUGAGGGCAGCUUCAGCGAACUGGAUAAGUCCCUCAUACAGUCGGUAAAUUCGCCGAGGAAAAUUAAAUCCGCCUAUACCCUAACCGUGUGUACUUCCAUGGUGGGGAAUGAAGCUCAGAAUCAAAGGGAGCAACUUUUGCAAGCCGAUACAACAAUGAUUGGAAAUUCAGGCUCCCAUGAAAAGAAAACACCUGAACUACCUCGUUCCCUAACCGAUAGCUUCGAUCAGGGAUUUGAAACGGCCACUCAGUGUGCUCCGUUGUUUGUCAAGUUGGACCAGAAAAAGAAGUCAAGAAGUGAUGAUGUGCCUUCAAGUUUCUCAACCCCGGUGAAAUCUCUCACCGGAUCCUCGGCAGCAAUACCCUUCAAUGACUCGGGCGCAGGAGCUCGUCAACAAGUUUUCACUCCCAUUGGCCUGCCAUUAAAGCAGCAAAGGCGUCGCUCCAUUUAUGACACCGAAUCGCGAAGAAGUUCUCUGGCCAUGCAGGUGAUUCGGGAAGAUCAUCCCCUGGAACAUCAUGAGAUACAAUCACCCAGUGACUGUUCCAUGUCGCUGGAGAUACAACGCAACGAAAAAGAACGCGUCCAACUGCUCUAUGAAAUCUUUAGUCAGCGUAGCUGCGAUACCAAGGAUUUACAUUUCCGCAUUGAUGGUUAUAAAUUUGCUGUACACGAAGCACCCUCCAAUGAUGCCGAAGAUGUGGAUAUCCUGCAGCGUUUACCUCAUCAAGAAAUUCAUGUUGGCGGGCCUGGCACAAGUAAUGGCCUGGAAGGGCGCAGUAAAUAUGCCUGGUCUCACUCGAAGCCCAUACCCGUUAGCGAUCUUAUUCAAUCGGAUUUUGAAAGUGACAUAUUCGAUCAAGAGGAAACCGAAGAGGAAUCAGGACGUCUUUCCCUCUCCCACUUCGGUAGCAAUCAUUUCGAUUUAGCCUCACUGGGCGCUGAAGAUCUCAUGAUGCAGCGGAACAGUGAUGCAAUGCGUUUUAAUUCCGCUUCGUUUGGCAAGGAUUAUGAAAAUGAAUCAUUGGACCAUCUCUUCGAAGAGAAAAAGACUAACCCCUUCGUUCAGGAAAAAUCACUUCCCAUGGAUUCCGUACCCGAAAUGUUAAAUGUCCUGAAAAAACAACAUGGACGUUUGAGCUCAGUCAAGGAACAUUUAUUCCACUGCCACAAUCCCAAAAUGAUCCCCUGUGAAACUCUGGAUGUUCUGCAAGAACUCGAACGUAAUAUGUUCUUCUUCAGUCGUUAUGCCGAUAUUAGCUUGAACAGCUGCAGCAAUCCCAUGGAUAAGAUAUUGGAUGCUCUGCUCGAUCAAAGAGCGGUAUAUAUUUAG
Molecule: messenger RNA, 1800 nt
Organism: Musca vetustissima
Lineage: Eukaryota; Metazoa; Arthropoda; Insecta; Diptera; Muscidae
Exons: 7
Coding region: 1-1800 (599 amino acids)
Source: RefSeq, a predicted model, not a curated record